Molecule: messenger RNA, 316 nt
Organism: Salvia splendens (bonfire salvia)
Lineage: Eukaryota; Viridiplantae; Streptophyta; Magnoliopsida; Lamiales; Lamiaceae
Product: non-symbiotic hemoglobin 1
Exons: 3
Coding region: 14-301 (95 amino acids)
Molecular function (GO): oxygen binding; heme binding
Source: RefSeq, a predicted model, not a curated record
AACGAAUUGAACAAUGAGUGCUGCAAAUCAAAAUGAUGUGGUGAUUAUGUUUACCAAAGAAGAAAGGUCUAGUGUGAAGUCAUGGAACUUGAUGAAGAAGGAUGCUGCCGAAUGGGGUCUCAAGUUUUUUCUCAAGAUAUUUGAGAUAGCCCCAUCAGCUCAAAAAAUAUUCCCAUUUCUGCGAGAUUCAAAUGUUCCGCUGGAGCAGAAUCCUAAGCUUAAGCCUCAUGCCAAAUCUGUAUUUGUCAUGGUUAGUUUCAAUUUUUUUAAUGAGUUACUUGCAAAAUUCGUAAUUAUUUGAUGAAAAUAAAUUUAU